AUGGCUUGCACCCGGCCACCCCGCCGUGUGUCCGCGCGCCGUGUGUCCGGGCGGGGUUUUUCUGGUGCUCCUCGUACGUCGGUCGACCGUCGCACGCAGGGCGUCUUGGCCUUGCUGGGCCAGGGACGCACCACCGGCCUCGUCUUGGACAGUGGCGAAGGCGUGACGCACUGCGUCCCGAUUUACGAUGGCUAUGGCCUCCCACACUGCAUCAAUCGCCUAGACCUGGCAGGGAGGGAGCUGAACACCUUGAUGUGCAAGCUCCUCGCGAUGGAGGGGAAGUGCCGCUUGACGACCACUGAACAGCAGUGCGCAGCACGGCAAAUGAAGGAAGACCUUUGUUACAUCGCCCAGGAUCCCUCCAGCGAGGUGGCGGAGUUCGCCGACUUCUCGCUGCCCAACUCGGGGCCCACGCUCCAGCGCCUCGGAGUUCGCGCUUCCGUGGCCGGGGGAAAGCGGUGGUGGGGCGCGAGGGAUCCGGUCGAGCUCAGCUUGGGGUUGCCAGCCCAGAAGGCCAAGAAGGCCAAGAAUGGAUUCCAGCCCGUGGCGGAAGUACUUUUGAGGCUGCAAGACGAGCGCUGGAAAUGCCCCGAGGCGCUGUUCAAUCCCUCGCUUGUGGGCCUUGAGUGCACCGGAGUUGCAGGAAUGGUUUGGGAUAGCAUCAGCAGAUGUGAGGUGGACAUCCGCAAGACGCUUCUGGGAAAUGUGGUCCUGUCCGGAGGUUGCACCAUGUUCCCAGGAUUUAGUGAACGUCUCACCAAGGAGCUGAAGAACUACGCGCCGGCGGCGGCGCAGUGCGACAUCCGGGUGCUCAAGAGCAAAGAUCAGAUCAGUUCCCCGGCCUCUGGGAGGGUGGUGCCGCGCGGUGCGUGUGUGAGAAAACACUCGGCCUCCAGGCCAGACCGUUGA
Durusdinium trenchii is the source of this 909-nucleotide messenger RNA. The record is from the annotation of a GenBank genome assembly. NCBI's taxonomy places the organism in Eukaryota, Dinophyceae, Suessiales, Symbiodiniaceae.